Molecule: messenger RNA, 857 nt
Organism: Salvia miltiorrhiza (redroot sage)
Lineage: Eukaryota; Viridiplantae; Streptophyta; Magnoliopsida; Lamiales; Lamiaceae
Product: high mobility group B protein 6-like
Exons: 3
Coding region: 156-704 (182 amino acids)
Source: RefSeq, a predicted model, not a curated record
GCUGCCGGUCAGACUUUUUCUUUCAAAUUCAAAUCUAUUCUUCUUCUUCUUCUUUCUCCAAAUCCAACCUCAACUCUCUCUCUCUUUCUCACACACACACCCACAGACGCACACGCACACACUUUUUAACUUGUUUUUCCCAAAGAGAAAAAUAAAUGCUGGCAGUUCAAUCUCCAAUCUCCGGGCAUCAGCGGCCGAGAAGCGGCCGCAAACCGCUCCAGCCGAAGAACUCGUGGUCGAAUCCUUUGGACACGAAGCCAAAUAUAAAAGCUGCAGCUGCAGUUUGUUUCGAGGUAGAUGAGAAUAACAAGGAGAAUAUUUUCUCCACCCCUGUAAAAAAAGAGUGUUUUGAGAUCGAGUUGUUGGAUGCAUCUCUGGCGGAGGAGCUGAGCGCCAUCCGCGAGAGGCUCGAGAGACUGCGGAUUGAUAAGGAGAGAACUGAUGAGAUGCUGAGAGAGAGAUCCCUCUUUCUGGAUUCCCAGAUGAAGGAGAUCGUUGACAGAGGGAUGUUGCAGAAGCAGCUCGAGAUCGAGGUUGAUCGCUUGUUCCGAUUGAGGGAGAUCAAGCUAUCCUGCACCAAGAGCGUAUCACCGCUUCGCUCAUUGAGAGAGAAGGAGCACGCUAAAAAGAUGCAUCAACUCGAGGCCAAUGGAAACAGGGAAGAAAAACUGACUCCGAAUUCACAAGUAAAGACUGAGAAUUAAAGGAAUACUCUUUCAUCUUCGCCAUUUCUGUUUUUCCUCUGGAAAAAUCAGAGCCUUAUUCUCAUUAGUAAAUAUAAUUUGAUUUUAAAAUGUUUGUAUUGUAUUGCAUUGUAUUGUAUUGUAUGGCAAUGAGCAAGUCUUUUUUAUUUUUAA